This is a messenger RNA of Amphiprion ocellaris (clown anemonefish), 9088 nucleotides long. RefSeq names its product piezo-type mechanosensitive ion channel component 1 (gene piezo1). NCBI's taxonomy places the organism in Eukaryota, Metazoa, Chordata, Actinopteri, Pomacentridae. Bases 459 to 8252 code for a protein of 2597 amino acids. The transcript has 54 exons. The record is from RefSeq and is a predicted model, not a curated record.
AAGACUCACUUGCUGUGAAUCACAUUUUCCACCUACAACAGAGCAGCUUCAGACUGGGCCCCUCCGAAGGAACAAAUGCUACCAGAGCCUCCUGCCUCGGUAGCUGCCCUCAAACGCGUUGAUCUGCUGCUUGACACUGACCUUUCAGCUGGAAACACACACAAGAUCAAUACAGGAGAGCAACUGGAAGCUUUUCUCUCAACUUGGACAUCCACUUAAGUUUUUUUUUUUUUUUUUUUUUUUUGCUGUGUGUGUGUGUGUGUGUGUGUGUGUGUGUGUGUGUGUGUUUUUUCAUGGGAGAUCAUGAGCACAUUUUGGAUUAAUGGCCUGUUUAUUCCAUUGUCACGUGUCAUCAGUGAACUCUGAUGGAGCAGUUUAUUAACACAGCGAACACCAAUCUGUGGUAGUUCUCGAUAGAUCGUCGUUGAUUAUCGGGGGAAGUAUUGAUCAGCGCUGACAUGGAUCUUCAGGUGGUGGUCUGGCUGUUCUACUGCUGUCUGCUGCCCUCCACGCUACUAACGGCUUGUCUUUUGCGAUACAACAUCCUGUCGCUGGUUUACUUCCUCUACCUUUUGUUGCUGCCAUGGUUCCUGUGUCCGAACAAACACACAAUCAGAGGUCGCACAGGCUGGUUUAUCAAAUCAGUAUUCUGCACCAGUCUACUGUUUGUAAUGGCUCAUAUCUGCUUCCAGACGGUCCUAUACACGUAUCCUCCACUCAACAUUGCCAUAGGUGACAACUGUUCACAAUGGGACACCAUAACUAGACAUAUAGGACUGUCCAGGCUUCCCUUGGAUGAUCCUUGGAGUAUGACACGCCUUCUGUGUCCUGACCUAGGUGUGUGCAUGGUUGCCUUGGUAACAGUCAUCCUCUGCAGGAGGUUGGUCAGGAACAGAGAGAUGUUGGCUGCCGCUAACAUUACAUCGCUAGAUGAUGAUCUGACAGACAGAACAACAGAUGAUGAGGAGGAGGAUGAAGAGGAAGAGGAAUCGGGUGAUGAAGAGGAACGGUCAAUACCAGAUUACCCUGAUGAGGAGGUUUCUACAGCAACUAGAGCCAAGCAGCUGGCUGAGCGUCUGAAAGUAUCGGCCUGGAAAAUACUACGGGACCUGGGGAGGAUCUUAGCCAUGUGCCUACUGGGUUUGGCUGGUAUCACACAACCUUCUGCCUUCUCAGCCAUCUACUUCCUGCUUUUCAUUGGCGUGUGCACAUGGUGGGCGUGCCAUCUUCCCAUUAGCCAUGUGGGGUUCAAUGCACUGUGUGUGAUGGUGGGCUUCUUCACUGCUGGCCACAUGAUUUGUCUGUACUUGUAUCAAAGUCUGCUCGCCCAGGCCUUGUUCCCCCCACACAGUCUGUGGGCCAGACUGUUCGGUCUGAAAGACAUCAUCAUAGCAGGAAACUGCUCCCUAGCCUAUGACCUCAACCUUAACGACAGUCAUGACUGGCCAGUUUAUGUCAACCCAGGAAUACUGUUCUUCCUCUAUACUACCAUAGUGACCGUUCUUAAAACAGGAUGUAAUGGGCCUAACCAGCAGGUUGAGGAGGAGCAGCAGCUGGAGAAAAGGGAAGAAUUAGAGAAAGAGGUGGUGGAGUUAAGGUCAUGGAAUCAACAGAAGGACAACUAUGAAGAAGACACAGAGCUCAUGCUCCUGUCCAUGACAACAGAAAGCAGCAAAGGAGAAGCCGUGGCUGAUGAGAGUGCGCCAGAUCUGGGUGUUAAUGGGGCCCCCAGUGGCCAACGGAGUGAAAGUCCAUUUUUCCUGCUGGGAAAGAUGGUCAUGCAGCAGAGUUAUGUCUGCGCUCUCAUAGCCAUGAUGGUUUGGAGUAUCACAUACCACAGCUGGUUAACUUUUGUGCUGCUGCUGUGGGCUUGUCUUAUCUGGAUCCUGCGUGCCAGACGGCAUGCAGCCUCAUUGUGCUCUCCAUUCAUCCUGCUGUAUGGCUUGGCUCUGUGCUGUCUACAAUACAUCUGGGCCAUGGAGCUUCAGCCUGAACUUCCAACAACUGUGGGAACCAUGAGCCUCAGACAGCUGGGACUGGAUAGCGCCCAGUACCCCUGUCUAAGACUGGGAGCAAUGCUUUUGUUUACCUUAACGUUCUGGCUGUUGGUACGUCAAUCAGUGAAGGAAAACUUCAGCCGGAAAAGGAAAAGGGCCACACCACUAGAGGAAGUCACUACGGGAGGUACAGAAGAGGAGGCUGGUAAUGAAUCAGUGCUGAAAGUUCUGGGAGGCAUUGUGAUGAGCUCUUAUGCCAAAUACUGGAUCUAUGUGUGUGGAGGGAUGUUCAUCAUGGUCUCCUUUGCUGGAAAACUUGUUGCAUACAAGAUCAUCUACAUGCUGCUGUUCCUGCUCUGCCUUUGUCUCUAUCAGGUGUACUAUUCUCUGUGGAGACGUAUGUUAAAGCUCUUCUGGUGGCUUGUUGUGGCCUACACCAUGUUGGUGCUGAUCUCCAUCUACACUUACCAGUUUGAAGACUUCCCUGGGUACUGGAGAAACUUUACUGGAUUCACAGAAGAACAGCUGGCAGCGAUUGGUCUGGAAACUUUUGCUCUGUCAGAGCUCUUCACCAGUAUUCUGAUCCCGGGCUUCUUCCUGCUGGCUUGUAUUCUGCAGCUGCACUACUUCCACAAGCCCUUCAUGCGAAUCACUGACCUGGACCACGUUACACCCAUACACAAAAAGAAGAGCAGUGAGAGAACUGAACAAAGUGAUUCUGGUAAUGUGGGGUUGAACACAGAAGAGGAAGACCUGGUGACAAACAUCGAUGAGGAAUCUGAAAAUGAAGUGGAAAUGAUGCCAAGUAAAUGGGGUCUGGUGAUGGACAGGUUAUUGGUUCUGUCCAGAAGGUUCUCUGACAUUCUCACCACAGUUCAAGUAUUUCUCUGGAGGCUUCUGGAGUUCCACAUCCUCAAGAUGGUGGCCUUGUUGUCUGUGUGGGUUGCACUUGAAGAGCCAUCUGUAAUGAAUCUGGUCCUGGUGGUGCUGUGGUCCCUGGCAAUGCCCUAUGGUCGCUUUAGGCCCAUGGCUUCCUGUCUUUCUACAGUCUGGGUGUGUGUCAUCAUUGUGUGCAAGAUGCUAUACCAGCUAAGUGUUGUCAACCCUGAGGAGUACUCCCGCAACUGUAGCAUGCCUCUAAUAAAUUCCACCAACUUGUUACCGGAGGAGAUGAUGAACUCUUCUUUGUAUAAGGAGCCGGUGGAUCCAGCCAAAUGGUUUGGCAUCAGGAAAGAUGUUACCGCCCUAGGUUACAGCAAGAAUCAUUUAAUAGUGCUGAUGUUGUUGGUGUUUGAAGCAACAGUGUAUCGUCACCAGGCUCAUCAUUACCGUCAGAUCCAACGAUCCCCCCCACCAAUCCCUGCUCUCUUCCCUGCGGCCACAAGGGACACUUUAGACCAGGGCCUCAUACCCUGCUUCAAGUAUCUGCUCAACUACGCCUUCUACAAGUUUGGGCUGGAGAUUUGCUUCCUGAUGACGGUGAAUGUGAUUGGCCAGCGGAUGAACUUUUUAGUGAUAAUCCAUGGCUGUUGGUUGGUAGCAAUGUUGGUGAGGCGGCGGCGUGAGGCCAUUGCUAGGAUCUGGCCCAGAUAUUGUCUCUUCCUGUCCAUCUUCAUGAUUUACCAAUAUCUACUGUGUGUGGGAAUACCACCCGCUCUCUGCAUAGACUACCCAUGGCGGUGGAACACUCCAGUGUUGAUGAACUCAGCUCUCAUCAAAUGGAUCUAUCUGCCUGAUUUCUACACUGUGCCUAACUCCAAAAACCUUAUAGCGGACUUUGUGCUGCUCAUGUGUGCGUCCCAACAGUGGAAGGUGUUUGAGUGUGAGCAUACGGAGGAGUGGAUGGUUCUAGCGGGAGAGAACACGGACGAACCUGAACCAAUGGAAGGUCGACCGUUUAACCCUGCACCUAACUUCAUCAACUGCAGGAAUUACCUGGACAUGGCUAAAGUUUUGGUGUUUCGCCACUUCUUUUGGUUUGUGUUGUCAGUGGUCUUCAUCACAGGGGCCACUAGGAUCUCUGUGUUUGGACUGGGCUACCUGCUUGCUUGCUUCUUUUUUCUGUUGUUUGGAACCCAGCUAUUGGUCAAACCAUCAAGGACCCGUCUCAUCCUGUGGGACUGUCUCAUCAUCUAUAACGUGGCAGUCAUAAUAUCUAAAAAUCUGUUGUCAAUCCUGGCGUGUGUGUUUGUGUUUGAGAUGCAGAAGGGCUUCUGUUGGGUAAUUCAGCUCUUCAGCUUGGUUUGCACAAUCAAAGGAUACUAUGAUCCCAAAGAAGUGAGCGACAACACAUGCAGCCUCCCAGUAGAAGAGGCCGGGAUUAUCUGGGACAGCAUCUGUUUUCUCUGUCUGCUGCUGCAAAGAAGAAUCUUUCUCAGUUUCUAUUUCCUGCAUGUGAUAGCAGAGCUGCAGGCUUCUGCCAAACAGGCCUCAAGAGGAUUUGAGCUCUUCAGAGCCAGUAUUGUGAAGAACAUUAAAUUUCACCAACAAGCUGAGAAGAAGUCUCUGUCACAGCUCAAGAGAUCGAUGCAGAGAAUUCGCUCCAAGCAGCAGAAGUACAGAGAUGGACAUAAAACAAGUGAAAAUUCCAACAGCGGCCAGACUCCUGAGAGCCAGACAGAUAAGAGGAAGUCCAGGAAGAAGUGGCACCAGCCAUGGCUGGACCAUGCUACAGUGCUCCACUCAGGAGAGUACUACCUGUUUGAAUCAGACAGUGAAGAUGAAGACGAACAGCAAUCUGAAGAGCAGAAGCCUCAGAAACAGACUGCUUGUCAGCUGGUGUACCAGGCAUGGGUGAGCAGUGUGAAAACAGCUCUGAGAGAACGUCAGAGGCGCCAGAAACACUUGAAAAGGAUUGAGAUAAAAGAAACAGAGAAACAAGAAGCAGUGGAUUCACAAAAGGAGGCUACUUCUGUGGAAGGUUAUGGCGACAAUGUUUUUGAAGAGCCUGUCAUCCAGGAUGAGGUAGAGGAGCCAGAAGAACGGGAGUCUGGUCAUGGUGAGAUGGUUCAGAGGAUCAUGGAUAUUCUUCGCUUCUUGUGGGCCAUCAUUUUGGCCAUGGUGGACGGGCUGACUCAGUGGCUCAAUCUGCUGACUAAACAGUAUAGAGAGACAUCUACUGUUCUGUGCAAUGAACGCUACUUCAUCAUACACAAGAUACAGCAGCAUCAUACAACAGCAGACUCCAGAGAUGAUCAGGUAUCUCAGGGCAGUGAAAGUUCCACGUUGGAGACAUGUUUGGAUGAGACUGAUGCAGAAAAUUCCACCAGAUACAGCUGCUUGGAGGUGGAUAGCAGGAUUUUGACAGGCCCGUCUACCCCUAGAGGAAGGCUCAACAGCAUUGGGAAUCUUCUAAGUCCAGAACCCUCAUCCAGCAGCAUGGCGUUACUACCUGAGCCAUUAAACCAAAAACAAAACAGGCACUCGAGAACAGCCAGUGAGCUGCUCGGCGACAGGCAGUUUUUUAUUGAGGAGCUGGAACAGAGCAGAGAGUUCUUUAACAACCAGAACCGUCUGUUGAAGCUGCUGUUUGCCAUGUACAACUUACUGUCAGCAAACUCAGAGCUAGUGUGCUAUUUCAUCAUAGUGUUAAACAAUGUGGUCAGUGCCUCUGCCAUAUCACUGGUCCUGCCCAUACUGGUGUUCCUAUGGGCUAUGUUGGCUGUUCCAAGACCUACCAAGAAGUUUUGGAUGACUGCUAUAGUUUACACAGAGGUAAUGGUGGUGGUUAAAUACAUUUUCCAGUUUGGAUUCUUUCCGUGGAACAGUGUUUAUGAGUUGACCCUAAAUGAAGACAAGCCUUUCUUCCCACCUCGCAUCCUUGGCCUGGAAAAGACUGACAACUACAUAAGAUAUGAUCUUCUCCAGCUGCUGGCUCUGUUCUUCCACAGAUCUCUGCUCAUGCGAUAUGGUCUGUGGGACCAAGAGGGCCGUCUAGAAGAGCAGGGCCCGUCAACAGAAAGUUUUACGGUUGAAGGAAAAAGUAGAGAAAGAGAUGAAGAUGGAGAGAGGAAGGAGGACCAAGUUAAUACAACAUCCGACCCGGAAAACCUGGGAUUUACUGAAAUGAACCAACCUCAAAAGGAUAGUGUGGACUCCACUGAACCGAGUACCAGCUCUGCUGCUGCUACCCAACAAGCCCCUGAACCUGAACCAGCAACCGCUGUGUCAAUAGAUGGACAUGAAAUGCUUCCUGGGAUGGAGAACAUGUUGGACUCUAGGGAAAGGAUAGAGGGAGAAAAUGAACAAGCGACAGAGGAAAUCUCAAAGAAAAGCAGCAGCAUCCGAUUCCGAAAAAAAACUAUACUACCCAAAAAACAACGCAAUAAAGAGGAGUCCACAGCUGAGACUGCAGAUUCUGAAAAGGAGCCAGUGAAGAAGAAGAAGCAUAAAGGCAGGAGGAGAGAGGCAGCCAGUCAGAAAUUACUGAUGGCAGGACACAAGAUCAAAAAUGCCCUGGUAUCUGGUAUUCAGAGUGCUUACAGCCCGGCUCAGGGUUUCUUCAAAGAUAUUCUCCAUGAUGACUAUCGGGCUGCCACCGAUGUCUAUGCCCUCAUGUUCCUCACUGAUGUCAUUGACUUCAUCAUCAUUGUCUUUGGCUUUUGGGCUUUUGGGAAACAUAGUGCAGCAGCUGACAUAGCCUCCACUCUGUCAGAAGACCAGGUACCUGAGGCCUUCCUGGUGAUGCUCCUCAUCCAGUUCAGCACUAUGAUCAUUGACAGAGCCCUAUACCUGCGCAAAGCUGUCUUGGGGAAACUCAUCUUCCAGGUGACCCUUGUUUUUGGGAUCCACUUUUGGAUGUUCUUCAUCCUGCCUGCUGUCACUGAAAGGAUGUUCAAUCAGAACUUUGUGGCCCAGCUCUGGUACUUUGUCAAGUGUAUUUACUUCGGCCUGUCAGCCUAUCAGAUCCGCUGUGGAUACCCCACUCGUAUCCUUGGCAACUUCCUUACAAAGAAAUACAACCACCUCAACCUGUUUCUCUUCCAAGGGUUUCGUUUGGUCCCAUUCUUGGUGGAGCUGCGGGCAGUGAUGGACUGGGUUUGGACUGAUACCACUCUGUCUUUGUCGAACUGGAUGUGUGUCGAGGACAUAUAUGCCAACAUCUUCAUCAUUAAAUGCAGCCGUGAGACAGAGAAGAAAUACCCACAGCCUAAAGGGCAGAAGAAGAAGAAGAUCGUGAAAUAUGGAAUGGGAGGACUUAUCAUCUUCUUCUUAAUCUGCAUCAUCUGGUUUCCCCUUCUCUUCAUAUCAUUGGUCAGAUCAGUGGUGGGUGUGGUCAACCACCCCAUUGAUGUCACAGUGACAGUCAAACUAGGAGGAUAUGAGCCCCUGUUUACCAUGAGUGUGCAGCAGCAAUCAAUCCAGCCCUUUACAAAGGAAGAAUAUGACAACCUCACCAAAAACUUUGGGGACAAUGCUGUGGCCAUGCAGUUCAUCACUCUCUACAGUUAUGAGGACAUUGUGACAGCCAUGAUUGAAGGUAGUUCGGGAUCAGUUUGGAGGAUCAGCCCCCCUAGCAGACAGGAAGUCAUUAAAGAACUGCUUGGAAGUCCUGUUGACCUGACACUGCGUCUGGCAUGGACUUUCCAGAGGGACUUGGGUAAAGGUGGGACAGUGGAGCACACCUUUGACAAACACUCAAUAGACCUGGAACCAGGGAACCCAGUGAGAGCAGAAAUGGCCUCAUUACUAGUUGGCAAUCGCACUGAGCCUGUACUUGUUCCUCAUAUGUUCCCUAACUACAUUCGUGCCCCCAAUGGAGCUGAGGCCAAACCUGUCAGUCAACUAUAUAAAGGUAAUGAAGAUGAUUAUCUGAACAUAACCCUGUCCCUGAAGAGUGACAGGUCACUUAACAGCAGUGGGAACCAAGAGUGGUGGGACAUUGCCAUUGCAAGCUGUCGCCCCUCCUCAUGUGGUGUUCUACCCAUGGUAAUAUUCAAUGACAAAGUCAGUCCGCCUAGCCUGGGUUUCCUGGCUGGAUAUGGUAUCAUGGGUCUUUAUGUGUCUGUGGUCUUGGUCAUUGGGAAGUUUGUGCGUGGUUUCUUUAGUGAGAUCUCGCACUCCAUCAUGUUUGAGGAGCUGCCCUGUGUGGACCGUAUCCUGAAGCUCUGCACAGACAUCUUCCUGGUGCGUGAGACAGGAGAGUUGGAGUUGGAAGAGGAACUUUACUCCAAGCUCAUCUUCCUCUAUCGAUCUCCAGAAACGAUGAUCAAAUGGACUCGGGACAGCCUCAGUCGAGACCAGGACAGACACUGACUGACUGCCUGAGUUGUUUCCUUAUAAAAAAACAACACAAUGCAAAGAUGUCUCGAUGAUAACAAGUGGAAGACUUCUUGAGAACACUCCACACUUACACAAGUGGAUUUACAGCCAAAGAGACACACAAUAGACAUGCAAUAUUAAACAUCUGCUCUUGCUGGAAACAAGCUGUCAUAUCUUUGCAGCUGAAUGACCACUAACCCACCGGAAUGAGAGUGGAAUUACUGUCCUACAGUAAAAAGGAUUGAUAGCAGCUGGACUGGACAUAAUGUCCUUGGAACAAAAAAGCAGCUGUCCGUUUGACCUGUGCUUGUUAAUGGUCAUGGGUCAAAGGUCAAACACAAGUGAUACCUUACUUACAACCUCUGUAUUUGAGCCACCCGGGUGGAGUAACUGUGUGGCUGAAAGUAACUGUGGGUUGAACAAUGAUGUAGCCACAAUCACAGCAGCAGUAUGCUGAUGGAAACAUGCCAUGAUGUCAAUGAUGCUUAGGAAUAUUUCAGAUGCAGCCAAAAUUUGAUAUGCAAUCAAAAACCGUUCAGUCCUACAUCACUACAUGUCACAGGUUUUGGAGCUAUGGACAAGACAAGUUCAUGAAAGAGAUGUUGAUCAUGCUGGUUUGCUUUAGUUGCCAUUUUAAUACUCCAGUUCACUUCAAUUCAACUUCAGCUGUAGGAUUUUGAAAAGUUACUGUAACAGAGCAUGUACAUGUAUGUUGUUGAAACCCAGGUUGCUUUGAUAGCAGCCUUCAGCUCGUCUGUAUUUUUGAGACGGAUGUUUCUCAUCUUCCUCUUGAUAAUAAACCACACAUGGGGUUCUAUGGUGCCAAUCAA